This is a messenger RNA of Ectocarpus sp. CCAP 1310/34, 3574 nucleotides long. The record is from the annotation of a GenBank genome assembly. NCBI's taxonomy places the organism in Eukaryota, Phaeophyceae, Ectocarpales, Ectocarpaceae.
UGGGUUUGCGCAGACGUGGGCGUUUGCGCGGACACCAGAAACGUCGAGCUCCGCCCAGAGGUCGGCUGGUGCGGUAGGCGGCGCCGUGCUUGCUCCUGCUUCGCUGCCAGUAGCCACAGCACAUGCGGCAUCAGUCGGCUGCUGCUGGAGCCCUAGCGGAGUUAUUGAUGGAUUUCGAAAUCGCACGGACAGGCUUCGGACAACAACGCUGUCGUCGUUCACAACGGCGUGUAGAGUCUCGAGGCCGUUUGAAAGACGUACAAACAUACCCCAAAAAGGUUUGUUGGGGUCCCUGCGCUCACCCAACGCACACGCCCACCUAGCACACCCACAACAUACAUACAGCGAAGGACGUAGAACGUGUGAGCGAAUAACCAUGGGAGAACCUAUCAUCGCUAGCAUCACUUGCGGGUCCAUUGCCGUGGUGAUGCUCCUAUGGAACUGGCGGAUGUACGAGCUGCAAAAGACAAGGGGCAAGGCGUGCGCAAAGGCGUGCGCCAGAGAGGCCCAGCUAAGGUUGAAAGCUCGGGCAGAGGAAGCAGCAGCAGUAGCAGCAGCAGCAGCAGCAGCAGCAGCGGAGGCGGCGGGCGCCAGCCUUGCUGCUGCACCACCAGCAGCGACGUGCGUGUCGACGCAGGCGCCCUCGAAGUCUCCUGCUAUCUGCCCGUCCCGCGUGAUCAAGCUCGAGUCGCUGCCCGAGUGCAACGAGAGUACUUCGCAAUCUCAGGACAAGCAAUCGCCUCUCCUGCUGGUGACUAAACCCCGAGAGCGAUUGGAGACCGCGCCCCUGUCGCCCCCGCUCUCAUCCACCCGCUCGCGGUCGGGAACUGGCUGCUUCUUCACGGAUGAGUGAGUUGGCAUCCGUUUUUGCUUGCAAGGUUUGAGACCAACGUUAGGCACAAGUCAGCCCGGCAGCAAUGCCUGUCCAUCUCGGAUCUUGACAUGGCGCUCCUGUGAUGGGACGGACGCAUAGUCUACAUACGGAUGGAUGGAUGGAUACCGCCGUCGUUUCCCGCCACCAUCUCUGCUGCUGCUGCGGGGACAUGCACCAGGUGUAGCUAUUAUCAGCACACGGCCCGCAUCCCUCUUCCCGGAUAGUAAGAGCGACACCGCGAGACUGAUGGGGGGAGGGACCAAGCGUGUAAGGCAGACUUGAGCGUGCGUUUCGUGUGCCGAUAAAAGUCGCUCCCCCGGCCGGCUCGAGGCCUCACUGAACGGGGCGCGGACGGUGAACAAAGAAAAAAACAUUUGCUGCUUCAUCGGUACGCCCCGUGUUCUGCGUUCUUGGGUGUGCUGGUAGAUUGCCAAGUACCUGGCACGUCCGGUGUUCUGCGUGGUGGGUAGCAUGGUCGGUAGAUUGCCAAGUGCUGACAUACACCGUCGUGGAAACGGCUUGAAGAAGUUAUUAAAAUCUGCCCUUCGUGUGUCUGCGUUGCAUGCACCGGCGAAUUAGUGUGUGGAGUGCCUUGGGGGCCUGGGGACCCGUGAGAUUGGAGUAUCCGGGCACCGAUCUUUUUUUUGUGGUGUUUUUUGUGUCGGUUAUUGUAUCCCACCGUAGCUUACUCAGCUUUUAUUUACACUGCGGCGCAUGGAUGGGAGGCUCUCUCUCUCUCUCUCUCUCUCUCUCUCUCUCCGGCGAAGAUCUCAGACGAAUUACUUGCUGUCGCGGCUGCUGUUAGAAUCAGGAUACCUUUUUUGGAACAUGCCCCCCGGGCCGACGAGAAACCGCCGACAGCGGUAGUUACGUUUCAGCUUUUGGAGAUUCCGUCGCCAUUGUUUUUAGAAAAGGGGGAUAGGAAGUUCGUCAUGACCCCGAUUUGCUUCAUGGAGUUAGUUAGCUGCGUGUUUGCCCUGUAGGCGUUGCUAGUGUUCCGCUGCUGCGGUGGGGGUCGUCUGAUGCUAAGGUUUUGGAGGCAAGCCAGCUGGCGAGGUGGUUGUUGCUCCCUGCCGACUUGACCUAUUGAGUAGGGUAUCUCGUUCAUCGUGUUGCACUGCUGCAUUUUUCUUCCCAUGUAUUUGAUUGAUGUUUGGUUCCGCGGAGACGGUGGGAGGGCUGUUUUGGUGACAGGCGUUUGAGUCGGUGUUUUGUGUGAACGUUAAAACGCCAGGUGUUUGGCGUGCUUAUUCUCCUUGUUUGGUUUAUACAUUGGCUGCUUGCUUUCGCAGCAGCGGCGUUACGAGACAUCAGACUCGAGUGUAGAAGGUGGUGCUUCGUGCUACGGCGGUGUUUGGAGGAUAAUGAUGCUCCUUCCCCAUCUGUCCAUCUUUGGUUUUCAUGGGCUGCAUUGUUUGCGCAGCGUUGCUAGACAUGAGGAAGGUAUAGCAGUAGGUGGUGUAGUGUGCUGCGACGGUGUUGGAUGAUGCUCCCUCCCCGUUUCUUCCUCCAAAGCAGUUCGUUGAUCCCAUAGGUGUUGAUAUGCAUACAUUUUCUGAGGUCGGUUUCGUGAUGAGUUGAUUCGGUUUUGGCUCGACUACAUGAGUGGUGUGUACGUGGUUCUUGUGGACCGACGGUGCUUGAAGCGUUCAAGCUUGGAUCCGGUUCAAGGAAGAAUCUGUUUCAUGUCAGCACGACGGAUCAUAUGAACGGUCGAGACACGGUGCACGAAACGUUUGUUUUUCUCAGCUAUGACGGGUCGCACCAGUCGAGCUUCCGGUUCUCUCCUUGUUUCGUUUGUGUUCGGCGGUAGAGUUGGUUGUCAGGUGAAGGGAGAAGAGCAGUUAACUAUUUCUUGCCCAUGCAGGCCUGUCGUUCGGAAACUUUGCUUCCAAGAAAAUUGAACGCGGGCGGAGUUACUAGUGGUAGGUGUGGUAGCUUGUGGCGUAGUAGUGUGUGAAGCGUCUAGAACUUUCGCCACGAGGAGGUUAGUUUGGCAGCAAGGGCCUAAUUGUAUCGUUUGGAGAUGUAAAGUAGGGGUAUGUGGUUGCUGUGGCUUUCACACCUAUAGCGUUGUCGCCUGUGCGGCGUUGAGCGCGGUGUUAUGAGUGGUUGUGGAUGAGGCCCAAAGGAACCGGGGGGGGUGUGUGAGAGAGAACUGCUGAUGUUAAUUAGGUGUGUUACUUUUUUUGUCGAAUAAUAGGUGGUUCGGGAUGCAACGAGCAUCCUCAUCAUGUGCUGCAUGCGGAGGCAGGGGGGGGGGUCGUUGAUUGUAAUGCGUGAUACACAGGGUCUUGUUAUGAACACGGGGGGGGGGAAAUCGUGGCAACUUACGACCACAGAGAGGAUGAGACGGAGAGAAGGGACUGCACUGUCGGGAAUGAAUGUGAACGACAGAACGACGUUGAGGUAAGGGUUCAAAUCCCGCGCCACGGCUUUGUCGAUCUAUGAGGCUGAACGCUCCUUUUAUCUUGAUAACUGAGUUGACUGGCUGAUGAUUUUCCUGUUGCAUGGUGUACAGCAAGUAGCGUUUACUUGUUUUCUUUCAGCAAAGAACGCUUGCUUGGUAUUGUCGGGGGGUUAAUUGACUAUUGGGAGUUUCGUGCGUGAUGAGGAAGGGAAGGUCCACGUUCGUUCCUGCACCUACGGCUGCAGCAGACAGAAACAUAUUUUCGUAAAUCAGCUUGGUAGCAACGUCCG